CCAACUAAAACUCUCCCACGAGUUAAAUAAUUAAAUAAAAAGCCCUUUUUUUUUUUAAGUUGAAAAAUUACUUGAAGAGCAGCAGAGGUCGGAUUUGUGAAAGAUUGGCAGCAAGUAACAAUGGCUAAACAAGACCAGAGUGGUGGAUAUAUACUCCAAUUCGCACCGUUUCAGAGCUUCGUUGAUGAGGGUUUCUGGCACAGGUUGUCUUCUUUGAAGCUCAACAAGUUGGGCAUUGAUGAUUCUCCUAUCCCAGUCACCGGUUUCUAUGCUCCUUGUUCGCAUUCACAGGUAUCGAACCACUUCACUCUUCUUUCGGAAUCCCUUCCUAGUAAUGAAAGUGAGCAAUGUUCAGUUCCAGCAAUCCCUCGAAGCAACAGGAACAGAUGCUCUGUUCCUGGAAUUCUUUACAACACUAAUACGUUGGAGGCCUACCAUGCUCUUGAUAAGAAAAGCUUGCUCAAGGAGGAAGCCAAGAAGAUUUGGGAAGACAUUCACACCGGAAAAGCUGUGGAGGACAGUGCAGUAUUGUCGAGGUUCCUUCUCAUUUCAUUUGCAGACCUGAAAAAAUGGAGCUUCCAAUACUGGUUUGCUUUCCCUGCCCUCGUAUUUGAUCCUCCUGCAACAGUUGUUGGGUUGAAGCCUGCUUCACAAUGGUUUACUUUAGAAGAGGCAGAUUCUGUGUCAGCAGCUUGUAAUGAUUGGCGUAACUCAAACUUAACUGCUGACAUUCCAUUCUUUCUGGUUUGUAUUGCUUCAAAUUCCCAUGCUACUAUUAGGCAUCUAAAGGACUGGGAAACUUGCCAGGGUUAUGGGCAAAAGGUGUUGUUUGGUUUUUAUGACCCAUGUCAUUUUCCAAAUAAUCCUGGUUGGCCUCUACGCAACUUCCUGGCGUUGAUUUGUUCAAGAUGGAAUCUCAAAACUGUCCACUUUUUAUGUUACAGAGAGAAUCGUGGUUUUGCUGACCUGGGGUUGUCCCUUGUUGGUGAAGCCGUAAUCACAGUUCCACAAGGUAGAGUGACAGAGGGAUGGAGAGAUCUGCUGCGUGUGCCAAACGCAGUAGGAUGGGAACUUAACAAAGGCAGACACAUAUCCAGGGUUAUUAACCUUGCUAAAUCUAUGGAUCCAACAAUGUUGGCCAUAUCUGCAGCAGAUUUGAAUUUAAAACUAAUGAGAUGGCGUGCUUUGCCUUCACUUAAAUUGGAUAAGGUGUCUUCUACAAAGUGUCUUCUCUUAGGAGCAGGUACACUUGGAUGCCAGGUUGCCCGCAUGCUUAUGGCUUGGGGCGUACGGAAAAUUACGCUACUUGAUCAUGGCAGGGUGGCAAUGUCUAACCCAGUAAGGCAGUCUCUGUAUACAUUGGACAACUGUCUCAAUGGAGGCGAUUUUAAAGCCAUGGCAGCAGUUAAAAGCCUCAAGGAAAUAUUUCCUGCCAUGGAAGCAGAAGGUGUUGUAAUGGCUAUACCAAUGCCUGGUCAUCCAGUGAGCAGCCAGGAAGAGGAGAGCAUGCUUGAAGAUUGUAGACGUCUGCAUGAGUUGGUUGAUUCCCAUGAUGCAGUUUUCAUCUUGACUGAUACAAAAGAAAGCAGAUGGCUUCCUGCCCUCCUUUGUGCCAAUGCUAACAAGAUUACUAUAACUGCAGCUCUAGGGUUUGAUAGUUUCCUGGUUAUGCGGCAUGGCCCACGUCCUCUUAACUCAACCCAUGACUUAAAAGCUGAACCUGAAAAUGCUUUAUCUGCUGAUAUGGACAGCCUUGCAAUGGCUGAUAGUGGGGCAGAGAGAUUGGGUUGUUACUUCUGCAGUGAUGUGGUUGCACCAACCGAUUUCAUUUACUCUGUGCAGUCGACUGCCGAUCGUACUUUGGACCAGCAAUGCACUGUUACACGUCCAGGGCUUGCUCCUAUUGCCUCGUCUCUUGCAGUUGAACUUUUUGUUGACAUCUUGCAUCAUCCUAAUGGGAUAUUUGCAGAUUGUGAGAUUGCUGACUCCAGUAACAGUGGAAGCAGUGAACAACCUCUGGGUAUUCUACCCCAUCAGAUUCGAGGUUCUCUCCAUGAAUUUUCCCAAACGACACUUGUAGGCCAUGCUAGUAAUUGCACAGCCUGUUGCAGCACUGUGGUGACCGAGUAUCGGAAAAGAGGAAAAGAGUUCCUGCUCCAAGCAAUUAAUCAUCCUUCCUAUCUGGAGGAUCUCACUGGACUCACAGAGUUCAUUUAUAAUGAGACAGAUGAUAACGAUGAUGACGAUGAUUUUGUUAAAUUAUAAAAUGCCUUCUUAUUUCUCCUAAUUGCUUAUAGUAGUGCAUUGUUCUAACAUUAGACGUCAUCAUACAUAUUUUUAUAAUGAUUUAUGCAUUCAUUAUAUACUCUCUGUAUAUACAAAUUUAUUUUUAUAUGAAGUAAAUUAAUUUUAUAUGCUCCAAA
Molecule: messenger RNA, 2423 nt
Organism: Hevea brasiliensis (rubber tree)
Lineage: Eukaryota; Viridiplantae; Streptophyta; Magnoliopsida; Malpighiales; Euphorbiaceae
Product: ubiquitin-like modifier-activating enzyme atg7
Exons: 14
Coding region: 121-2265 (714 amino acids)
Biological process (GO): cellular response to nitrogen starvation; autophagosome assembly; protein modification by small protein conjugation
Cellular component (GO): phagophore assembly site; cytoplasm
Molecular function (GO): Atg8 activating enzyme activity; Atg12 activating enzyme activity
Source: RefSeq, a predicted model, not a curated record